AUGUCUGGAAACGCUAAACGAGGUGGUAGAGGUGGUAGACAAACACGUAGUUCAAGCUGUAAUUCCCAAGCAGGUGGAAGUAGGCCAACUAGUCCUGAAAAUCAGUUUACCUUUAGUGCACCGAAGGAAACUGCUACUCAUCAAGAGAGUAUUUGGAAAACUUAUCAGAAAAAGCCGCAACCAACGUCUGAUAAAAAGAUGACAGAAGCCAUGGAAGCUGAACGGAAAGCUACUGAAAAGUCCAAAGCGGUCGCAAAAGAAUUGUCACGUAACCCUCCUUUACCUCCGCAGAAUAUUGUGAACAACGUGAAUGGAACCAAUAAGGUUCCAACUCUUAACAAAGAAAUUGUUUCAAAUCCUCAUAAGGAUCAACAACAAUCUGUUGUUUUGCCUAAUCAGGAUAAGACUAAUCUGCAAGCCGAUCAAGGGUCCCAGCCCAUGGAUGUUGAUCCUAGUAAUCUUAACAAAGACCCGUCAAUCAUCACUAUAGAAAAAGUUAAAGAACAUAUUGCACUUGUUCCAUAUGGUGAACUUAUUGGAGGAAAAGGUUUAAAAACUAUUAAAAUUAAAAAGGCGCUACAAACCUAUAAUAUCCAGUAUAACAAACAACUUCCAGUUACCCCGUUAGGUAAACAAAGAGUAAAGGUAUCAUUUUUGGAUAAAGAAAAAUUUGACCAAUUUCUUAAAAUGGAACUUGUUAUUCAGGAGCAAAAAGAAGGUGAUUCGGGUGAAGUGUUUAAUGUGAAACUUCAACCUACCCCAUUGAAGCCUGAGAAGGUGGCUACUACAAAUGAUAAGAAUAGUGAUACGUCACAAAAUUCUAAUAGUCGUACAAUUCAAGUGAUCGACAUUCCUGCGUAUAGGCAGGUACGUGAAAUUCGUGAGUCCUUUGAAGAUCUUGGUGAAAUUGAGAAAAUUUAUACGCGAGGUGCUGGUCUUUACCAAGUUGCUUUCAUUACGUAUAAGGAUGCUAAUUCUAUUGAUUAUUUUAAUGAACAAUAG
This is a messenger RNA of Rhizophagus irregularis DAOM 181602=DAOM 197198, 1002 nucleotides long. Lineage: Eukaryota; Fungi; Glomeromycota; Glomeromycetes; Glomerales; Glomeraceae. The record is from RefSeq and is a predicted model, not a curated record.